AUGGAGACCUACUCACUCUUCUUCUUCAUAUUCAUCUUCAACUUCUUCUUCCCCUUCUACUUCUACAUUCACAUUCUUUUUCUUCUUUCAUAUACUUCUUCCUUUUCUUCUUCUUCUUCUUACCCUUUCUUCUUUCAUAUUCUUUUUCGUCUCAUUCUUCUUUUUCUUCCCAUUCUUCUUCUUUCAUAUUCUUCUUCUUCUUUCCCUUCUUCUUCCUCUUCUUCUUUAAAAUUCUUCUUCUUCUUCUUCACCUUAUUCUUCUUCACCUUCUUCUUCCCUAUUCUUUUGCUUUCGCUAUUUUACUUUCUUUCGUCUUUGUUCUUUUUUUCUUACACAUUUCUUAUUUUCGUUUUCCUUUCUUUCUUUCUUUCACUUUUCUUGCUUUCUUUUUCGUUAUUUCACGUUACUUUUUUCUUUCUUUCUUUCUUUCUUUCUUUCGUUCACAUUUAUUUCUUCAUCUGUUCCUUUCUUUUUUCCAUUCUUUCUUUCAUUCUUUAUGGCUUACCAUUUUCUUUCCUUCUUUCUUUCACUCAUGGUUUUUCCUUUUUAUUUCUUUCUUUCAAUCUAUCAUUUCUCUUUCUUUAUUCAUUUCUUUCUUUCUUUCACUUUACCUUUUCUUUCUUUCUUUCUUUCUUUCUUUCUUUCUUUCUUUCUUUCUUUCUUUCUUUCUUCCACCAUCUUUAUUUGCUUCUUUCUUUUUUCUUUUUUCUUUCUUCCUUUCUUUCUUUUUUCUUUCUUUCUUUCUUUCUUUCUUUCUUUCUUUCUUUCUGUAUAAUCUCUUUUACGAAAUAUGUAACACAAAAUCUAUCUAUCUAUCUAUCUAUCUAUCUAUCUAUCUAUCUAUCUAUCUAUCUAUCUAAGUUUGUUCAUUAUCUAUCUAUCUAUCUAUCUAAGUUUGUUCAUUAUCUAUCUAUCUAUCUAUCUAAGUCUGUUCAUUAUCUAUCUAUCUAUCUAUCUAAGUCUGGUCAUUCUCUAUCUAUCUAUCUAUCUAUCUAUCUAUCUAAGUCUGUUCAUUAUCUAUCUAUCUAUCUAUCUAUCUAUCUAUCUAUCUAUCUAUCUAAGUCUGGUCAUUAUCUAUCUAUCUAUCUAUCUAUCUAUCUAUCUAUCUAUCUAAGUCUGGUCAUUAUCUAUCUAUCUAUCUAUCUAUCUAUCUAUCUAAGUCUGGUCAUUAUCUAUCUAUCUAUCUAUCUAUCUAUCUAUCUAUCUAUCUAUCUAUCUAAUUACUGA
Messenger RNA from Acanthosepion pharaonis, 1227 nucleotides. The record is from the annotation of a GenBank genome assembly. NCBI's taxonomy places the organism in Eukaryota, Metazoa, Mollusca, Cephalopoda, Sepiida, Sepiidae.